Messenger RNA from Cynoglossus semilaevis (tongue sole), 3314 nucleotides. It is a transcript of the gene asah2, whose product is annotated as N-acylsphingosine amidohydrolase 2. Gene Ontology annotation, cellular component: extracellular region. The transcript has 21 exons. Bases 1027 to 3234 code for a protein of 735 amino acids. NCBI's taxonomy places the organism in Eukaryota, Metazoa, Chordata, Actinopteri, Pleuronectiformes, Cynoglossidae. Gene Ontology annotation, molecular function: N-acylsphingosine amidohydrolase activity. Gene Ontology annotation, biological process: sphingosine biosynthetic process; long-chain fatty acid biosynthetic process; ceramide catabolic process. The record is from RefSeq and is a predicted model, not a curated record.
UCUAGGCCCCUCCCCCUCCGUACAUCACAUGAGCCAAUUCUUCUUUGUUUGUUUUUUUACGUAGUUCGUGACUGGUGUCAACCAAACACUUCACCAUGACAACAACAACAACAACAUUACUCCUCUUUGUCUUAACCACAUUAUAUCGACAUUCAAAUAUCAAAUAAAAAUGUAUCGAAGUAGAAGAAGUUCAAGAUUAACAUAAGAGUUAGAACAGCAGCAAAAGUAGCUAAAAGUUAGCAAGGAUAUGACAUAAGUUGUUGAUAAGCAAUAGCAAUAUCAGCUAGCACUAUCGGUCUAAUCACAAACUAGAAUAACAUUUAGCCAUAAAAACAAAACUUUGCUUAAAGUUAAACUAGUGUCUGGAAUGAAGUUUAGUAUAAGCUAACAGUUUACAAAUGAGCUAAAUGGUGGCUAAAAAUAACCAACAGUUUGUCUAGAGAGGAAAAAAGGAAAAGACAAAACAACAAACAAACAAACAAAACCUGUUUUUUUAGCCAAGCCUAGCAAUAGCUCAAUGUUAGCCAAAUGCUACUCGACAACAUACAGUGUAUCCAUAUUGCUUGAAGUUAGUAAUAAAGAUAAGUCAAAGUGAAAACAAAUAUAGUGAAGAAUCAAUCAAUAUUUAACCUGGAGAUUCUCAAGAAAGUAGCUGAAUGGAAAGUGACUGACGGGGAGGGGAGGGACUCGAACCCCAGACCCUGAUGACACAUGUUGGAAAUGGUUCCAACUUUUGUAUGAGAACUGAAGAAGCCACCCUUAAAAAGUGUAUUUCCAGCAGAGAUCGAUGAUUAGAAGUUUUAUUGAUCACUGAUUAGAGGUUUUACUGAUUGAUGGGUUUCACUGAUUAGACUGUCAUCAAUAAUAACCGUGUGCUAGAGGUUCAAGUGUGAACUUUGGAGUGUUCACCUGUAGACUGACAGUUUAUCAGUUAGAUUACAGGUGAACAAACCUCACACACACACACACACACACUCAGGCAGCUGAUCAACACCAUCGCCUCGUCUCCAGCUUCUGGCCGUGAAAAUGGGGGCGUGUAAGGGGGGGUGUGCCUGUUGUUCCUGUGUGACUCUGUCACUGAGCACCCUGUUUCUCCUGGUGUCCACGGCGAGCUUGGUCCUGAUCUACGUCCUGAUCGCUGGAGAGACAAACAAAGGUCCUGAUCCAACACUUCCUCAGAACUACACGUACAUGGUCGGCGUGGGACGAGCCGACUGCACCGGGCCUCCUGCUGAGAUCCCACUGAUGGGCUACGCUCACCCUCAGCAGAAGGCUGCAGGAAUACACACCCGUCUGUACAGUCGAGCCUUCAUCGUUGAUGACGGGAGGAAGAGGUUGGUCUUCGUCACCGCUGACGUAGGAAUGAUCUCUCAGAGGCUACGACUGGAGGUGCUGCAGGCCUUGCAGGUGAAGUUCGGUGACCUGUACCGUCAGGAGAACGUGGUUCUGAGUGGAACACACACCCACUGUGGACCGGGUGGAUUCUUCCAGUACACACUCUUCAUGAUCAGUAGCAGUGGCUACAUCAAAGCGUCCGUCCAGCCGCUGGUCGACGGCAUCGUUAAGAGUAUAGAGAUUGCCCACCGCAGCAUGAGGCCCGGCAGGAUUUAUAGGAACCGAGGAGAAGUGGACGAGAGCAGCCUGAACAGAAGUCCACACUCGUACCUGAACAACCCAGAGAAAGAGAGAGAAAGGUAUGACGGGGACAAAGACAAGCAGGUGACGGUGCUGAAGUUCACUGACAUGGAUGGGGACGGGAUUGGGAUGCUAAGCUGGUUCGCUGUCCACGCUGUCAGCAUGAACUACACCAACCUGAUGGUCAGCAGUGACAACAUGGGCUACGCCUCCUACCUGAUGGAGCAGGACAAGAACCCUGGAGAGUUACCUGGACAGGGUGGUUUUGUUGCUGGUUUUUCCUCCAGUAACCUGGGUGACGUGAGUCCAAACACCAGAGGUCCUCACUGCAUGAACACAGGUCUGCCCUGUGACUACGUGAACAGCUCCUGUCCUGAGGGAGGGACUAAACUGUGCGCUAGCAUCGGACCUGGAGAAGACAUGUUUGAGAGUACCAGGAUCAUCGGACACAACAUCUACAUGAAGACCAAGGAGCUCUAUGCAAACGCAGAUGAGGAGGUGAGGGGUUCUCUUCACUUUGCUCAUCAAUGGGUUAACAUGACAGAGGUGGAAGUCCCAUUCAACAGCACACACACGGCCAGGACCUGUAAACCAGCGCUUGGUCACAGUUUCGCAGCAGGAACAACAGAUGGAGGAGGAGACCUGAACUUUACUCAGGGUGCGGUGGAGGGCGACCCCUUCUGGGAUGGGGUCAGAGAUGCUCUCCUGGGUGAGCCGUCCAAUGAGACGCAAGAAUGUCAUCAUCCUAAACCAAUCCUGUUCAGCACUGGGGAGAUGACCUGGCCUCUGCCCUGGCAUCCUGAGAUUGUGGAUGUUCAGAUUAUCACCAUUGGUUCAGUUGCUGUCAUCGCUGUCCCUGGAGAAGUCACGACGAUGGCUGGACGAAGACUGAGAGAAGCUGUUCAGAAGGAGCUGCAGUCUGAGGGGUCGUACCGAGAUGUGGAGGUCGUAAUCUCUGGGCUGAGUAACAUUUAUACUCACUACAUCACCACGUAUGAAGAGUACCAGGUGCAACGAUACGAGGGAGCGUCCACCAUCUAUGGUCCGCACACGCUUAGUGCGUACGUGCAGAAGUACCGGGGUCUGGCCAGAGCAAUAGCACAGGACCGGGUGACAGGGCUUCCACCGGGACCUCAACCCCCAUUUUUUGAGAAGAACCUCUUUAAUUUGUUGCCUCAGGCGUCUGUGGACAGGAAACCAGUGAACAGUAGUUUUGGUGAUGUCCUGGACCAGGUGUUACCAGUGUACAGACAGGGUGACGUGGUCUCAGUAACAUUUGUGGCAGGAAACCCCCGACACUCUGGAGACAUCAGAGAUAGAACCUUUGUUACUGUGGAGAUGAUGGACAGCAGAACAGGAAGCUGGGAGGUGAUUCACAACGAUGCAUCAUGGGAAACCAGAUUUCAUUGGCUGAAAGGUUCCAAUGGGCGGAGCAACGCCACAGUGGAGUGGUUCAUUCCGGCCGCGGCGCCCAGAGGCUCCUACAGGAUCAGACACUUUGGACAUUACAAACAGAUAAAAGGGCUGCGACCCGUCAUCACGCCAUACGAAGGCGUGUCUGACGUCUUUAACAUCACGGCCAGCUUUUACUACCAGUGAUGUCAUCAACGACAUCACCUGCCGUGUUCUAGAAAAGUCAGAGGGUAGAAUGUCAAAUCCAAAUAAAUAAUGAACAAAAU